Messenger RNA from Pseudoliparis swirei, 1111 nucleotides. It is a transcript of the gene zmynd12, whose product is annotated as zinc finger, MYND-type containing 12. Lineage: Eukaryota; Metazoa; Chordata; Actinopteri; Perciformes; Liparidae. Bases 1 to 1026 code for a protein of 341 amino acids. The record is from RefSeq and is a predicted model, not a curated record. The transcript is spliced from 8 exons. Gene Ontology annotation, molecular function: protein binding.
AUGCAAGCUGAGGGUCGUGGUAUGAAGAAGGCCUUGCAGGUGACGCAACUCGCCUUGCCCCGAGGACAGCACAGGCUGUGUGGACUUUGUCAAAAACCGGCGUACCUGCAAUGCAGCGGGUGUCGGGUCACCUGUUACUGUACUGAAAGGCACCAGCAGGAGGACUGGGUGGGGAUCCAUAAGAAAGUCUGUCAUUUGCUCAAACCAGAGGUUGAUAAGGUGGAGCUGAUGAAGAUCUCGAGGUCGGUGGCUCAGAGCAAGCUGUCUGAGGAGAACCACCAGGAGGCUCUCCCUGCCGCCGUGUUCUGCCUGCACUGUUCCUGUGCGGUCUACCCCCCCAGAGCGGUCCAAAUGGUCCCCGCCUAUCUGCUAAUGGCCGAGGUCAACAUGGGUUUGGGUGAACUCUCCCUGGUAAGGGAGUUCCUGUCAAAGGCAGAUUGGGCGUCGAUGGAGAGCACAGAUCACUCGGUCCACCAAGGGGUGCACAGGGGCCUGGGCCGCCUCAACACAGCGACUGGAGACCUGGACGCGGCUCGCUUUCACUUUGCACAUGAUAUAUACUUUGCCUGUGAGGCGUAUGGUCUGGAUACCCCACCCACCUGUGCUGGCUACUUUCUCCUGGCGAAUGUAUUUGCCAAACAGGAGAAGAUUCCCAUUGCUCAUUCCAUGUACUCUAAGGUGGCAACAAUUUGGCACUGCCAUUUUACCAAACUCCUCGAGACCCACCCCCAAAAUCCUGACAUGGUGUUGGAGCCCUCUCAUGGCGAAGCCCGGCUAAUGUUAAAAGCCAUGUUGGAGUUUGAGCAAAACUACUCCUUGAAAGACUCGGCUCAGAUUGCACUGGUGGCCCACUGCCUGGCCAUGCUGUGGUUCCUCAGAGGAGACUCCCAAAAGGCACUGGAAUUUGGCACCACGGCCCUGCAGGCCAGCCAGCUGAUACCAAACCAUGACCUGACGGAGCCGAUCCAGGGCCUCCUAGAGCUGGUGCAGAACCGACAGGAGGAGCACCACCCUGGAUCGGACUAGUCCCCGUACCGGCCCUGCCGAUCCCUCUGCUUACAGAUGUGCUUCCCCGGGACAUCUGUUCAGUCCUCCACAUGUACAUGUAGAA